This is a messenger RNA of Paramacrobiotus metropolitanus, 2381 nucleotides long. Its product is annotated as inner membrane protein YjdF-like. The record is from RefSeq and is a predicted model, not a curated record. Lineage: Eukaryota; Metazoa; Tardigrada; Eutardigrada; Parachela; Macrobiotidae. The transcript is spliced from 4 exons. The coding region runs from base 1404 to 2045 and encodes 213 amino acids.
CCGUUGAUCAGUACAUGCUUCUUAUAUAAAUAUUUCGAAGUAUACGCUACUACCCUGCUGUUGAGUACUGCCAUUAGUUACAUAAUAACUUACAUUAGUAAUGAAAGUUCGUCUGGGUAGAUAUCCGACCGCAUGUCAAUUUGAUGUUAACAGUUCCGUGCAUUUAUUUUGUAAUUUCAUUUAGAGGAACAGAGUUUCUUCCUUUGACUGCCGAGAGCUGCACCACCUUUCUGGAAACUGUGUGUCGAUAUUUGCUUGUAGAUUAUCUAGACAAAUAAUUAUCAGAAUGCAUUGUUCGACUCCCUUCCUCCUGGCGUUGAUUCUCAUGUGUACAACAAGCGUUUUAACUUCGGAAUCCCCACAUUUCCCAGCCACAGAAACCCAUAACAACUCCCAACGUUACGUCCGUAAUUUCGGAGGCGGUGGUGGAGCCGGCGCAGCCGCCAGCAGUGCCGCUGUUGCGGGAUCGCUGGCCCACGGAGAAUGGCGUCUGCCGAUAUACAGAUCGAACAUUUCCAAGAUUUUUAAAGCGUCUGUUGGCUAAUACCAUCGGGCCCGUUUUCCAGGAUGAGCCAUGCUGGCACACAAGGGGAUCACGGCAGCGCCGUGUUUUCACCGGCUACUAUGCCAUUGGCUAAUCCAGCGCUGCAAGAUUCCCGAUCUGGACUACCAAACCGUCCCACGCCCACUCGAUCGAAAAAACAAUGAACGACGGCCGACUGUAGAAGUCUAGAAGCCUUGUCUUGGAAUUUUUAUGGCGCGCAAUGAGUUUCAUGGAAAUGAAAGUUGAAGUUCUGUCUACUGUACACGUUUGAGUGUGUACUUUGUAGUUUGUUAGUUUGUAGUUUGUACAUAGCGAUGUAUAAAAGCGCGCAACCGGUAUACUCUCUGUUUUACACUCGAGUGACGAGUUGUUUACAGCCUACUAGCAGCAAUAUCCGAAUUAGAAUUUAAGAAAUUAAGAGCAUGAACAAAUUAGUAUUGAUCAUUUUUAAAACUUAAAGCAUUUAAGUAUCUACUAGUUAUAUUUUCGUUUUUAAUUCUCGUGAAUCGUGAAUUUAUUCCUUUGUCACUUUUCAUGAAAUCCAUGAGAUCUAUGCCACAGCGUGUCUAUACAGUACUAUUGACUCGUGAAUAUCGCUACAACAGAGUCUGAGCAGGCACUGACGACUGCGUAAAGUUGACAUCGGAAAUUCCCAUUUUCCACUGCUUUUCAUGACACAUUGGACUUUGAUCUCUGCAUUGCUCGUAAUAUUUUCGUGUAUUUCAUAUUAAAACGAUUUUCCGAAAUUCUGGAAACGUCGAACUUGUAAUCCGUAAUCUCCAUUCAAGUCCUUUCUGAUCUUCCAUCUCCUCCUGGCAAUACAGUGCAAUCACUGAAUUAUAAUAUUAAUUCUUCCACGAUGCCCAUGCAGUUUCUCAAAUCCUACGAACCGCGCAUCCUCUUCUUCCUCACUUUGCUGGGCUGCGUGGUCUCCUUCAUCGGGUGCCAUGACGCCAAGAUCUGGGUGCUAGAGGCCGCCCCCGUCCUCCUGGGGAUCCCCUUCAUCGCUUUCUACUUCAAGAAAUUCCGCUUCACUCCAUUACUGUAUCGUCUGCUGUUCCUGGGGUCCAGUAUGCUGCUGGUGGGAGCCCACUACACCUACUCCCGUGUUCCCUUUGGGCUGUGGCUGCAGCGCACGUUCUUCCUGAAGCGCAAUCACUACGAUCGGAUCGGGCAUUUCUUCCAGGGAUUUGUCCCGGCCAUUUUGGCGCGGGAGGUGCUACUGCGCAAGGGAGUGGUGCGACACGGCUUCUGGCUGUCGUUUAUCGUCGUCUGCGUCUGCCUGGCUUUCAGUGCGUAUUAUGAAGUACUGGAAUGGUGGGCGGUGGCGUUCAAGCUGGAUAACUCCGGGGAUUUCAUGGGCGCCCAGGGAGACAUGUACGACGCUCAGUGGGAUAUGUUUUUGGCGUUUGUGGGAUCGUGCAUGGCGUUGGUAUUUCUCAGCGAGGAACACGACUACGAACUGAGCCAAGUCGUCGGGAUCAAACGGAAGCAGUACUAGGAGCUGCGGAUCAUGAAUAAAAAUUAUGGAGAAGCCUAUCAUCGUCCCAAAUUCUUCCUCUCUGGAGUGCAGUUAAUAGUUGCCAAAUUACGGUAGAUUAUUUUAGGUUUUUUAGGUUUUUUAUGUUUUCAGUGCGGUUGUCCCGAUUAUUGCUGUUCAUACCUGUGAAAUUAAUAUCGGCAGCUAGCUUCCUGUUUUUACUGUAUUUUAUUUGUUUUAGCUUUUAAUGGAUCUGUAUUAAUUUUGUUGAAUUUUCCUUUUAUUGUAUUUUCUUGUAAGUGCCUUGUUGCUUGUUUGAAACGGUCGUUUCAAGUGAAAUAAAUUGUUUCUGAUAAA